Messenger RNA from Sporothrix brasiliensis 5110, 3633 nucleotides. RefSeq names its product cohesin complex subunit SA-1/2. NCBI's taxonomy places the organism in Eukaryota, Fungi, Ascomycota, Sordariomycetes, Ophiostomatales, Ophiostomataceae. The record is from RefSeq and is a predicted model, not a curated record. The transcript is spliced from 3 exons. The coding region runs from base 1 to 3633 and encodes 1210 amino acids. Gene Ontology annotation, biological process: sister chromatid cohesion. Gene Ontology annotation, cellular component: chromatin; nucleus; cohesin complex. Gene Ontology annotation, molecular function: chromatin binding.
AUGGCCGACGUACUAGAUGACUCGGCCGGCGGCGGCGACGCUGCCUCCCAGCGCCGAUCCGGACGCGUCGUGCGGGCUCCUGCUCGUUUCCUUCCAGAGGUCGUCGAGGGGCGCAAACGCCCAGGUGACGAUGGUGGCCAUGACGACGACGACGACGUAGACGACGUGGAUGCCGAAGACGGCGACGAUGAUGACGGCGAAGACGGCGAGGCCAAUCCCCGACGCGUCCGGCCAAAGCGCAAGGCCAAUGGAGCGUCAACCGCAGGACGCGCAAUCAAGAAGCCCAAGCUCAACGGUGCCGGCAAUCAUGCCGCCAGCCUACCGAGCCGUCCGAAGAAGUCGGUGCGCGUGACGAUUGAGACCGACGCCGACCAUGAUAGCGCGCUGUACGCCGACAUUUUCUCUUCUGGUGACGAUAGCGACGACGUGGCUGGCCGCUGGUACGAGCGGUAUCAGACCAACAACCAGGCCGCCGUGGCGGACCUGGUCAACUGCAUUCUCUCGGCAGCCGGCUGCGACUACCACGUAACGGAAGACGACAUCAACGACCCAGACAACUGCUCGAACCGUCUGACAGAGCUGCAGGGCAUCUACGAAGAUCAAAAAAUCACCGACUAUCCGCUCAUCGCCAAGUCGCGGACGACGCGGUCAUUCCGCGAACUGCUCGUACAGUUCUUCCACUCUUUCAUCAGCGUCCUCCACGAGACCGAGAUGCUCUACACACAACCCGAGAUUAUGGAAAACGUCGUGCGCUGGGUCGCAUCCUUGUCCUCCUCCACCCUCCGGCCUUUCCGUCACACCGCGACUACCGUGGCCCUCGCCAUGCUGGCUGCACUCGUUACGGUAGCUAGGAAGCUGGACGAUCGCAUCAACAAAUUGACCCAGCAAGUCGAGAACCAGCGGAGCCGCAACGGCAAGUCCAAGAGCAAGGAUCCGCGUCUUGUUUCCUUGGAGAACACCCUGCGCGAGGCUGGGGGCAACCGUGAGCGCGCCGCCGAGCUGAUGAAGGAGUUCUUCGACACGGUUUUUGUUCACCGCUACCGCGACGUCGACCCGCGCAUCCGCACAGAGUGUGUCGAGGCUCUCGGCUCCUGGGUCUGGGCGCUGCCGGCCGUCUACAUGCAGCCCGAGUACCUGCGGUACCUUGGCUGGAUGCUCUCCGACAGCUACCCGGCCACACGCCAGGAGGUCCUGAAGCAGCUCGCACGCGUCUUCAAGCGCGAUGCCAGCAAGAUGGGCCACUUUAUCGACCGUUUCCGCGCGCGCCUCAUUGAGAUGGCAACAAAAGAUGCCGACAUCAGUGUCCGUGUCUCUGCCAUUGCCGUCGUGGAGCAGCUUCGCCCAGCUGGUCUGUUGGAACCCGACGAGAUCGACUCCAUCGGCCAGCUCAUCUUUGACGCCGAGAUCCGUAUACGGAGGGCUGCCGUCAACUUUUUCGCCGACUGUGUCCGUGAGUUCGCCUCCAUCAAGCUCGACGAGGUCGGUGGCGAAGAGGUCAUGUACGAGCUGUUCGGCAAGGGCCAGAGCAAGACGGGCGACUUUGAUGCGCCACGGCGCGACUGGAUCAACGUCAAGAGCUUGGCCAACACCGUGUCGGCCUACGAAACUCAACUCGGCGCACAGAGGACAGAGCCGACGGUGUCCAGCUUGGACGUGACUGCCGAGGUCGCCAGCGCCGUCGUGCCCGAGACGAGCCGGCUGGCCCUCGCCACGCAGGUCCUCGUGGACAAGAUUCCCGAGAUCACCAACUGGGAGAUCUUGGCCGGCUAUCUGCUGUACGACCACAGCGUGGACCAGGUCAAGGGCCGUGGCGGCCGCAAGCAGACACGCACAGCCGACGCGACAUUCCGCGUUGCCGUUGCACCUGGGGACAACGAGGAGGCCAUCCUGCUCGAGAUCCUCGCAGCGGCAGCCAAGGCCAGCCUGGCCCCGGGCGGCGAGAGUGAGCGAUUCAAGAAGCGCUUUGGCCGGCCCGAUGCUGCUCCCGCGUCGGCGGCCACGGGCGCGCUGUCCGCGGCCGAAUCCUCCGAAGCGGCUGCCCUUCAGCUGGCCACACUCAUCCCGCAGCUGCUGCGCAAGUUUGGCGCCGAGCCUGCGACUGCGGUGACCGUGCUGCGUCUCCAGCAUUCUCUCAAUCUGGAGGUCUUCCGUCAACUGCGGCAAGACACCGCCACGUUUGAGGGUCUGUUGGACGAGAUUUGCACGCAGUUUACCCGGCAUGCCGAUACCGCAGUUGUGGCCGAGGCGGCCGCCGCGCUGCUCCAUGCGCGCCAGUACGAAGAGCUCGAGGAAGUUGUCGACAGCCGGGUGUCCUCGCUCUGGGAGACGACCAUCAACUCGCUGCGCAACUUUGACCGGACAUGCGAGUUGUCGGCGCGCCGCAGCCUGAGCCCCGCGCUGGCCUCCCAGCUGUCGGUUACCCUCUUCAAGAUCAACAAGCUGGCUGCCAUCUCCGACUCGGUCGACAUCCUCGAGGCAAGGGGCACGGCCAACGCCGAGUCCGAGUCGCCUGCUAUUGAGAUCCUCGUCAAGACGGUCCACCGCGGCAAGUUUGAGGAGCCGGACGAGGACCUCGACAACAUUGAGGAUGGCCUUACGGCCAACGCCAUUGGCGCGUGCCAGUUCUACUUUAUGUGGAAGAUGCGCUCGCUUGUUCUCGCUGUGAACGCCAAGGCCGAGAUCUCCAAUCCGGUUAUUGACAACCUGGCCAUUCUGAAGCGGGCUUUCGACCAGAACGUCGUCCACACCUUCUCGUCUCGCGGCUACAACGACGAUCUGCGGUUGUACGCCACGGGUGCCUACUGCGACCUGCACGUGCUUUUCGCCCAGCUGCGCAAGAACCUGGACCGCCCGGCCGUCAUGGCGCGGUAUGUCAGCCUUGGUCGCCUCAUUGACCAGGUGCCUCCCGGCCUGAUCGGCGAGCUCGUGUCCAUCUUCGACGCCGCCGAACGCAGCUUUGCCAAGAAGGCCAAGAAGACGCUCAACGACCCGGCCGACGACGAAGACCCGGUUGAGGACCCGCUGGACGAAGAUGAUGACGACGACGACGACGACGAGGACACUUCCAUCGAGGAGCGCCGGGCUGCUGAACUCAAGGCUGAGCGCGCGCUGUGCGACCUGACGAGCCACUACGUCAUGGCUAUCGUCGCACGCGUGCUCGACCACUCGGGCCCCUUUGCCGGCAAGCUGAAGCGGCGGCUGCUGCGCAACCAGACCAAGCUUGGCCACAGCUACAAGGAGAUUGUCGCGUUCCUUGACGAGAACAAGGCCGGCGAGCUGUUGGUGGCCAACAGCCGCAAGAAGGGCGGCCACGCGGCCCGAGGCGGCACCACCAAAGGCAAGGUGGCCGCCGCGGCGUCGGAUCGGCCAGGAACUGCCGAUGCCGGCGGCGCCCUGUCAGCGCCGACGCCUGGCGCGACACACGAAGAGGUGCUGCUGGGAGCACCGACGCCGGCCGCCGAUCUGGACGACGACGAGCUGGACGAUCUGCUGGACACGCCCGAGCCAGAGGAGGGCACGGUGGAGGAUCUGCGGCGGAGGGAGCUGAUCGACCAAGGCCUGGACGACGAAGAGGAGGAGGACGACGACAAGGCAGAAGGCAUGGAUGAGGAUGAAGAUAUCCUUGGCGACUGA